Molecule: messenger RNA, 678 nt
Organism: Leptopilina boulardi
Lineage: Eukaryota; Metazoa; Arthropoda; Insecta; Hymenoptera; Figitidae
Product: serine/arginine repetitive matrix protein 4-like
Exons: 3
Coding region: 1-678 (225 amino acids)
Source: RefSeq, a predicted model, not a curated record
AUGGAUUUAUCAUCAUCGAACUCUACAUCAUCCGAAGGAGAUCGACGUCGUAAUAAGAAGAGGAAAAAGUCUGCAACGAAAAAACUUCGACGGGAAGUUAAAAAACUGAAAAAAGAUCUGGCAAAAAUGAAGCGUCAUCGUUCGCGUGCACCGUCGAGAUCGCCCAAGACCUCUAUUGUUGAGCGUACCCCGAAAGGAUCGUCGCACGACAAGGCGUGGCAUCAUCGGGAGCGUGAGUAUAGGGACCGAGAGUCCAGAUCUCCCAAAAGGUACAGCUACGAGCGUUAUCCGCGAGAAACGCCUAGCAUUGACCGGAGCAGAAGGGACGACAGUGAGCGCAGUCGGAGAGGCUCGCCACGAUCUCCCCGACGACGCUCUAGAUCUAGAAACCGCCGUUCAAUAGAAAGGCAAAAUGGAGGCAAUCGAAACGGUGCCGUUGAUCCUGUGAACAAAAAUGCAGCUAACGCAACACAGUCGAUAACUGAAGAGCAGAAGUUGCUCAAUCUAUUAGGAGAUGGCCCUCCUCCUGAAUGUUCGUACAGUGCUACCAUCCAUGGAUCAAUUGCCGAGUUAUGGACCAAAAUACUCCAAGCAGGUAAACAAAAUAAAGUUGUAAAUAUUAUCGCAAGAAAAACAUCAGCAUCUGUAACAAUUGUAAAACUUUAUAUUGAGCCAUAA